AUGGCCGAGGCGGCGGCCCGGCACGAGCUGUACACACAGCAGCAGUGGGCCCACCAGCGGGCCGAACGCGCCGAGCGAAACGCCGAAAGACUGGAGAGGGAGAUACAGGCGCAAGCCGCCUCGGCCGCCGCGUCAGAGUCCCUCGCCGAGCUACACUACGUCGACAGCCUGUCCGGGUCCGUUCAAUCCAUAUGCAAGGCGCCGAUAGCCAGCCUGGACUGCAUGGCCGACCUGGGCAGCACCACGGAACAGCUGUGCGCCAAGCUGCAAGCGGCCGCGGUCAAGGAGUCGGUUGACCGGGUGUCGUCAGCGGCGCAGUCGCCUAGCCUGACGUCAGGGCUCCGGUACCGGAACCUGGGAAAGAGCGGCUUGCGCGUGUCCAACAUCGGGCUGGCCACGUGGACAACGUACAACACGGCCAUCAAUGAAGAACAGCUGGACGCGGUGGUGACGGCCGCGUACAAUGCCGGCAUCAACCUGUUCGAUCUGACCGAGGGUCCACAGAGCAGCGAACAGGCUGAGACCCAGCUCGGUGCCAUACUCAAGAGGAAAAACUGGAAACGUGUGUCGUACAGCGUCAUCACCAAAAUACACUGGCACUAUAAAUCCGAAGAACGAGGGUUGUCACGUAAACAUAUCAUCGAAUCGGUUCGAUCGUCUGUCGCUAGGCUUGAACUCGACUACAUAGACAUAGUUCUAAUACAAAAAGCCGAUCCGAUGUGUCCGCUCGAAGAAGUAGUUAGAGCCAUGGAUUUUCUUGUAUCGGAAGGACUAAUAAUGUAUUGGGGCACAGCUAAAUGGUCACCGAUCGAUGUCACGGAAAUGUACACUGCUUGCAGACAAUUGAAUUGCUCUACACCUAUCUUAGAACAAUCCGAAUAUCAUAUGUUAUGCAGGGAAAAAGUUGAGAUUUAUAUGCCUGAACUGUACAAUAAAAUCGGAGUGGGUUUAAUGGCUUGGUCGCCAUUAGCCAUGGGAUUAUUGCCUUCUUUUAAAGAUUCGCUCAGAAGCCGAUCGUCCAAUAGGACUAAAGCUUCCAGUAUCAGUUGGAACCAAGACGAUCGAAAACCUCCCAGUAAAGAGAACAACGAACCAUUAACAGCAAGAAAUACUAAGGAAAUAUUGUUUUCAAUUUCAUUAAUAGCAGACCGUCUAGGCUGUAGCUUAGUUCAACUGUGUAUAGCGUGGACAUUAAAAAACGAAAGUGUUCAGUGUCUCUUACUAGGAGCAGCAACAACACACCAGUUUUAUCACGCUUUGCACGGACUACAGUUGUUGCCAAAACUCAACUCAAAUGUAAUGGCUGAAUUGGAGCGUAUACUGGAUAAUAAGCCGGUACGACCGCCAAUGGUAUCAACUCUAGCAAUGAGAUGA
Macrosiphum euphorbiae (potato aphid) is the source of this 1374-nucleotide messenger RNA. Lineage: Eukaryota; Metazoa; Arthropoda; Insecta; Hemiptera; Aphididae. The record is from the annotation of a GenBank genome assembly.